Messenger RNA from Hyla sarda, 1560 nucleotides. RefSeq names its product olfactory receptor 2AP1-like. The transcript is spliced from 3 exons. Lineage: Eukaryota; Metazoa; Chordata; Amphibia; Anura; Hylidae. The record is from RefSeq and is a predicted model, not a curated record. Gene Ontology annotation, biological process: G protein-coupled receptor signaling pathway. Gene Ontology annotation, molecular function: olfactory receptor activity; G protein-coupled receptor activity. Bases 1 to 1560 code for a protein of 519 amino acids. Gene Ontology annotation, cellular component: membrane.
AUGCUAUCCCUGAUAGAUUAUAUCCCUGACCAGUCGCCUACGUUUGCUCCCCGUCUGAACUCUUUUCUUGACUCUACCUCCCUCCCUUCUCUCACUGACCCCGAGAGGAAUCUCCUUAAUUCUCCGAUCUCAUACGAAGAUGUAUCAGAUACGAUUGCAUCUCUGAAAUUGGGAAAAGCCCCUGGCCCAGAUGGGCUGUCUGCAAUGUAUUAUAAGAAAUUCUCUCCUAUUCUAGUUCCCCAUCUAGUUAACCUUUAUAAUAACCUUUUCAAGACUCCCUCUUUGCCCCCUGAGUACUUAGAUGCCCUUAUAACGGUGAUCCCCAAACCCCAGAAGGACCCAUCCCUGGUCUCUAAUUACCGCCCAAUCUCCUUAAUUAAUUUGGAUACGAAGAUCUUAACGUCUAUCCUGGCACGCAGACUGAACACUAUAUUGCCCCGUGUUAUUCACGCUGACCAAGUGGGCUUUAUACCGGGGAGACAGGCGGCGGAUAAUAUUAGAAAGACUCUGGUAACUGAAUUGGAUUCCCCGGCACGUCCUGCAUCCGGAUUCCCCGUUUCUCUGCAGCUCGCCGCGCAGCGCAGAGUUCGCGGUCCCGGCUUCUUCUCCCCAUCUGAGCGACUGGAGGACAUUUUUAAGAAGAACUUGACUGUUAUUUCAGAGUUUCUGCUUUUGGGAUUUGAAAAUUUGCACAACUUUAAAACUUUGCUGUUUUUUUUAUUUUUUACUAUAUACAUUUUUACCGUGCUAGGAAAUCUGUUAAUAGUCAUAUUGGUUUCAACAAGUCCACAAAUCCAGUCUCCUAUGUAUUUUUUUUUAAGUCAUUUAUCUGUGUCUGAUAUACUGCUUACUACAUAUGCUAUACCAAAUAUGCUACGUGUUGUGCUGGAAGAAGGAGGUACCAUGUCUGUCCAUAGUUGCCUCAUUCAGUUCUACUUCAUCUGUGUUUCAACAAUUGUUGAAUGCUUUCUUCUCAUGGUCAUGUCCUAUGAUCGCUAUCAAGCCAUUUGUAACCCACUGCAUUAUAACUCUAUUAUGAACUACAGAUUUUGCACCAUACUUGUGUUUCUAUCCUGGUUCUUAGGCUCCACAUGGCCGCUUAUUGCAGUUAUACCAGUAUUUUAUUUAGUUUUUUGCCAGUCCAAUGUUAUAGACCACUUCUAUUGUGACUUUGCGCCUAUUAUGGAGCUUUCAUGUUCAGAUACUUCCCUGGUAGAAAAAGAAGUCUUUCUGAGCUCUUUCCCUACUGUUGUCUUUCCUUUCCUUUUUAUUAUUGUCACAUAUUUCUAUAUUUCCCGUACUGUUAUGGGGAUACCAACAAUUGCUGGUCGAAAAAAAGCUUUCUCCACCUGCAGCUCGCACUUGGCGGUUGUAUCUGCUUACUAUGGUACACUGAUCAUUAAGUACAUUGUUCCUUUUAGAGGAAAUUCACAUGUUUUAAAUAAGUCUGUAUCUCUUCUCUACACAGUAUUUACGCCCUUUUUUAACCCCAUAAUUUACAGUCUACGAAAUAAAGAUAUUAAGAAGGCCAUGAAAAAAAUGUUUUGGUACUGUUAUUAG